Molecule: messenger RNA, 1629 nt
Organism: Daldinia vernicosa
Lineage: Eukaryota; Fungi; Ascomycota; Sordariomycetes; Xylariales; Hypoxylaceae
Product: cytochrome P450
Exons: 3
Coding region: 1-1629 (542 amino acids)
Molecular function (GO): oxidoreductase activity, acting on paired donors, with incorporation or reduction of molecular oxygen; monooxygenase activity; iron ion binding
Source: RefSeq, a predicted model, not a curated record
AUGUUGAAUCUGUUUCUUCACCACAUAAGCCAUAUGGAAUGGCCCAUAGCGGCUCUUAUAAUCAGUCUUCUCAUACUGCUAGUAAAUACCAUAUACAAUCUAUUCUUUCACCCCUUGGCCAAUAUCCCCGGGCCUUUCCUCGCCAGAGCAAGCCAAAUACCUUCAUGGUAUCACGCCCACCGAGGCGACCGGCAUCUCUGGCUAUGGCAGCAGUUUCAAAUAUACGGCGACAAGAUACGCCCGGAACCAAACACGGUCCUUUUCAACAAUCCCGAAGCGUACCCGGAUAUAUACAGCCAGAAGUCGAAUGUGAAGCGAAGCAAGUUAUACAGGGCAAUACAGCUCAACGGCUUUGAAGAUACAACGCUUACUACGACUGAUGUCGCCGGGCAUGCGCGGAAACGAAAGCUCCUGAGCCUCGCUUUCACGGAGAAUUCGGUGCGCGCCGCGUCAAAUUUUGUCAUCCAGCAUUUGGACCGUUGGAACCAACUUCUUAUCGAGGAUGCUGAUUCCGAUUGGCAACCUGCGGUCGAUAUUUCGGAGAAGGUAAACGGUCUAGUCUUCGACAUCAUGGGCGAUCUCAGUUUUGGGAAGUCUUUCGAUGUUAAGGAACCUGGCGUUAACCCCCUGAAAGCCAUCCCUCAUAGCAUUACAGAUUAUUUGUCGUUGAACUAUACGAUUGCCCACUCUCCCUUGCUCGAUUACUUUGUUUGGCUGAAGCCCAAGGGUUUGGACACGCUUUUCGCAGCGGUGAUGCCACGAAAUAUCCGGCAGUAUAGACAUUUUGUCCACGAUAGCGUCACUGAGAGGAUUACCUUGCAUCAGAAACAGACUGAGAAACCGGAAGCUGAGCGGCGCCAGGAUAUAUUCUAUUUUCUAUGCGAAGCCCGUAACCCCGACACUGGACUUCCGGCGUAUAGGGAAGCCGAGCUCCGGGCGGAGGCCAACUUGAUAAUUAUUGCCGGGUCGGAUACUACGUCUAUCAGCCUCUCUGGGCUAUUCUUUUACUUGACUAGUGACGACCUGCGUUAUCAGAAGCUUGUUCGGGAGAUUUGUACCGAGUUCAAAUCUGCUGAGGAUAUUGUGUACGGACCAAAACUUUCCUCUUUAGUAUACUUAAAGGCAUGUAUUGAAGAGGGGAUGCGUCUUACACCGGUGAUCCCUAGCGAGCUUCCUCGAGAAGUCCUUCCAGGGGGGAUCGAGAUCCAAGGAGAGUAUUUCCCAGCAGGAAUCAACGUUGGUAUGGCCAACUGGGCACUAUCCCGUGAUCCGGAGGUUUACGGCGACCCCGAAUUGUUUCGUCCUGAGCGCUGGAUUGUAGAUGAGGCCACGGGCGUAACGGAGAAGGACGUGGAAAGGGCGCGGUCUGGUAGUCACCCCUUUGCUGGAGGACCUGGUAAGUGCCUUGGACGAAACUUCGGAAUGAUGGAAAUGAUGAUUAUAGUCGCUCGAACCCUUCACCGAUUAGACGUCAGGAGGGAUUCAGGCUCUACAUUGGGGUCAGGCGGACCUGAGUAUGGACGGGGCACACGCGAUAGGAAGCAAUUCCAGCUGUUUGACGCGUAUAUUUCAGCGCGACGUGGCCCAAUGUUACAGUUCAGGAAGAGGCAGCAGUCGGAUUAUACCUAG